CUGCUCUGGCGCGCCCAUGCUCGAGGUCUUACGGCUACAUUAUGUCUGCGGUGGCGGGGAGGACGAGGACGAGGACGACGAGGACAUGCCGGUAUUCUACACCUUUGCUGGAGACCUGUUCAGUGGCAACGCACCGAAGCUCGCGCGGAUCACGUUAUAGAGCGUCCACCUUCAUUGGGCCGCAUCCCUCCUCCUGAGCGGCCUCGUCGAGGUGGACUUUGCACAGCAGAGCAGCAUCUCUAGUCAAUCGUUCGAGGACUUUUCGCGCAUGCUGCGCGAAUCGCCGGGGCUCGAGUCAUUGUCACUGAAUCAAAUAGGGCCGGUCAGCAUCGAGUCCCAGACAUCCUGGCGGGGGGGAAACGACACUAUCCUCUGUCUGCCAUCUCUCCGACGGCUCACCAUCGAGACCAACGACCCUCCAGUGAACUUUUUCGAGUGCUUCGCAUUCCCUAAUCUCACUCGCCUUACACUCUGCAUAGUGUAUCAAGAGAGUCCCACUCACGGCGAAGAGGUCGUGCAAGACCUGUUGCGGCCGUCGCCCGCAACGGGCAGGUCCGUCCUGAGUGGCCUGCAGUCUCUCAGGAUUGCAGGCGUGUGUUGCAAUGACCGUGCAACGGUGGCAGGCGUGUACGCUACACUUACAAAUCUGCAGACGUUGAGCCUAGAUUUCGAGACCAGGGGAAUGGUGUUGUCGAGGGGGUGGUACGACGUCCUGACGACGCAAUGGGAGAGCAUUGCAAACGCGAACGAAGAACCGCUCCUGCCUCAGCUACAAGCAUUGAAAUUGAUCGGCUUAUCUGGGAAGGAUAUGCGCCACCUCAUCGAGGUACGGGCCGCUACUCGGAGACCGGUCAGACAGGUGUAUGUGUAUGAGGAGAAUGACCUUGCACAGGAGGACAAAUCAUGGAUCAAGCACAAUGUAGACACAUUCGAGUACUUCGAUAGCAUCAUGAUGUGGGCGGAGGAUCAUUUCACUUUUGUAAAUUAGUGACAGACUCAGAUAGGAAUGUCGAUGGGAGUGCAUGAUGAUGCAUGAUGAACGGUCAACAAAGCCCUGGACAAUGAUCUGUUGUAAUAGACUCGUUGGCGUGAUCAUCUUGCGACAGGCCACAGGAGGGAUACUGGGGAGGCCGCCGAUCCCCUACCGACUCCUAAGUACUUACAAAUGCAUCCUAUAAGUCGAGUCGGAUGAUCUUGAUCUAAGUUUCAAUCACACUGCUCACUGCAGUCUGUU
Molecule: messenger RNA, 1234 nt
Organism: Rhodofomes roseus
Lineage: Eukaryota; Fungi; Basidiomycota; Agaricomycetes; Polyporales; Fomitopsidaceae
Exons: 3
Coding region: 269-988 (239 amino acids)
Source: RefSeq, a predicted model, not a curated record